UGUGUCUGUGACAUUUAUUUUUCUGAAUCAUUUAUAAUUUGUUGAAUUCGGCAGUAUUUGAACGAUUUCUUAUAAAUUAUUGGUCUAAAAAGUGUUGUGAUUUGAAAUUUAUGUGAAUAUUGAAAUGUAGUGCCUUAUUGGAUAAACUAAAGUAUGAUAGCUGUGCUAAGAAAGUGAAGAUGAUCUCAUUGGCGUGCUGACAUUAGUUACGUUCUUUUCGGCGAUAUCUUGAUUUUAUUGUGAUCUUAGUCCAAUGACCUUCUAGAGUGGGAAGAAAACUAUAUCAAAUUUAAGAAAAUGAAGAAACAGUUCUACAGAGUAAAACAGCUAGCCGACCAAACGUUUUCGAGAUCAGGCAAAGGUGAGAUCUUGCCAGAUGAACUACAAACAGCAGACCGAAAAGUAGAGCACCUUAGAAAUGCAUUGCAGUUGCUUAGCAAGAGGUUGUCGACGGGAGCUGGAAAUACUCAGGGUCAGGACCCUGCAGCUCGAGAAAAAAGGCUGAAAAAACUUCCAGAAUACCUUUUAGGCUUGUCAAUGUGUGAAGCUAGCAACUAUGAUGAUGAUGAUAGUAUCCUUAAAUAUAUUUUGUAUGAAUGUGGAAAAACUGAGAAAUUUCUUGCAAAUGAAAUUGCUGAGCAUGAGUUGAAAGUUGAACAAUUAGUAUGUGCACCACUUACAACAAUUAGUGAAACAGAUUUGCCUGCUAUCAUGAAGGCAAAAAAACAACUUAGCCGACUUAUGAAUGAGAAAGAAUCAGCAGCUAGCAGAUAUAAUCACCUCGAGCGUCAAAAAGAAGAGAAUCCAACUAAGUUAAGCGCGGCUAAAGAGGAAUACGAAGAAGCGGGUAACAAAGUGGAGGCAGCAAGGGAUGCAUUAGCUGCUGAUAUGUUCGCGCUGGUCGCGAAAGAAGCUCAGCUAGCGCACACACUCCUUCAGUAUGUGAAGUUACAGAGAGCUUACCAUGAAUCGGCGCUGCAUUCAUUGCAGGAUACCGUCCCGGAACUUGAAAGGUUUAUAAAUGACAGUUCUGUGAAGCCAGUAUUUGGAUACCCAUUGGAAGAGCAUUUGCGUGUGACGAGUCGCACUAUCGCCUUUCCAUUAGAGAUUUGUGUUUGCACAUUACACGAGCUGGCGCUUAAUGAAGAAGGGCUUUUUAGGAUUGCUGGUGGUACUUCAAAAGUAAGACGCAUGAAGUUAUCCUUAGACGCCGGUUUAUUUAAUGUGCCUCUUCCAUCAGAUUAUAAAGAUAUGCACGUCGUAGCUUCUGUGCUUAAAUCUUAUCUCAGGGAGUUACCGGAACCCCUAUUAACAUUUAGGCUCUACGAAAACUUUAUUAUCGCAUCACGACAACCAACGGAACAAGCCCGACUCAAUUCCCUUUGGGAAACCAUACACUUACUUCCGGAUGCAAACUUCCAAAAUCUUCGCUAUCUAAUUAAAUUUUUAUCCGCCUUGACACAAAAUCAAAGCACAAACAAAAUGACUCCCUCAAAUUUGGCCAUCGUCAUAGCUCCCAAUCUUCUUUGGGCCGUGGACGAGAGUACCUUCGAUAUGAACAUCACUACGGCUGUCAAUUGCGUCGUUGAACUUCUGAUCAAGCACGCCGACUGGUUCUUUAAAGACGAUAUCAACUUUUUCAUUUCCUUCUCCAAAGAACACCUGCUCCCAUAUCAAUGCUCUGAUCAAGACUACGGAUUUACGUCUAACUUUGGACAGGGCUACAAUCAAACCGCUGCUCUUAAUCAGGAACAGUCAAAUGGAGAUUUCAAUAGCAUGAGCAAGUCCCUAUUCGAUUAUAAUCAUCAAGCAUCCAACAAAUCUACGGUGGACGGUCCCGGCCGACACUCUCGCAGUAACAGUCACGACACUAGCUUAAUUUUACUAGAAAACGAUAUUAAAAAAGCACAAUCGAACAGCUCAUUGUCUGAUCAAUCUAGUCCACCGCACGGAAGUCCUAAACCAAUAAUGAGGCGGAAAAAUAAACCUCUCGCCCCUGUGCCUCCUAACUUCACUCCAGACAAGAAAAAAGUUGAAGCACAAACGCAAGUCACAGAAACUAAAGAACUUUCCGUAACGAAAGAAAAUGAAAAACCUGCUAAACCACCGAGGCCGGUUAUAUCAGAAACUGGGAAAGUUAUCACUGGGGUACAAACUAUAAACAGAUCGACGUACCGACAAAGUAAGGCUUUGAAAGAGGAAGCGUCACGCAGUGGAAGCAGAGAGAACCUGGCAGAUACUCGUAGACAAAGCUUUGAGUUCGAAAAAGAGAAGUUUGACUUCAAAAACGAUAAAGACACGCUAGUAGUCAAAAAUAUGACCGCUCAAACGGGGAUAGUAGGGAGAAUGAAAAUCAUCGGCGAUGGGCCGGCAUGGCUGGGAGCAGAGAAAGACAAACCUGUCAGAAUACAAAUCCCAAAACCCACGGGCCAACCACCACCUCGGCCGGUUGCAGCACCGAGGACUAUAGUCCCCGCGCAAGAAACAGAAGACGUCCAACUACGUCAUAAGCCAGCGGUACCAGAGCGGCCAGCUACUCUACGCCCGCAAAGCUUCCGUGGCCAAAGGUCGUCUCUCGCAGAGGGAACGGACGUGGCACCCACAGUAUUAGAACGUACGCACAUCUACACAGUGGACAAACAACAUCCGACAGUGAUUCAAGUGGGUGGAAAUGAAGAGGAGCCACGUGCAACCGUACAAAGGACGCACAGUUCCGGCGGCAAAGAUGCAGAAUUGGACGAACCAAAACUGACUAAUGCCAGUAGGCAGCUCUCGCAGUCGGAUGGCAGCAUUACAGACGGGCCGAAGUCCCCGAAGGCACAGCCUAACCGCCCCCCUCGGCCCAUGGUCCCUGCCCCUCCACCGCCGGUCGUCCCCCCGCAAAACGAGAGCACAGACCUCUAGUCCAGCAUUUAUAUUAACGUAAAUACCAUUAGUUGUACGACAUUGACAAUUAUUCAUCAAGUGUUAGGCCUCGUUUUCAUAAGUCAUAAGUUAAGUCGAGGUGCUCGUGAGCGAUUUUAAAGGCCUUAUGUAUUCGCCGUUUAAUGAUAGUUUACAUCACCAUCUUAAGAUGGCAAUAUUUACGAGACUGAUGCCCUCUAUUUUUACUGCUUUCGUAAAGAUUUAGAAGUACAGCUAUACAUUUCUUUGCGAAUAAUUUAUUUUUGUAUCGGAAGUCGUUUUUAUGAUGAUUGUAGUGUAAUAAAAUUAUAUCAUCUAAUGCUAUUGUCAGAGUGACUCACGUUAUUAUUGAAGUUAUUGCAAUAUAGACGAUAACUCGUCCAUUUAGGAAACGUGGGUUGAUUCCAUAAACAUAUCACAAAGCGUCAAUUGAUUUUAUGUAUUGGUCUAAAUAGAUAUGCUUAUGUACUAUAUAGAUUAUGUUGCAAUUUUUUGUGAUAUUAGAGAUUGGAGUGAGUGUCCUCACCGCGGGCGCACAAACAAUGUUGUAUUAUUUACGCCAUAUUUUUAUAUUGUGACUACAGUGCAUUAGUUUUGGCCGCGCUGUUUCGACUCGUAAUGGCUAUAUGUUAUGUAGUAUUUACGAAGUUCUUUAUGUGAUAUGCAUUUUAUUAUUAUAUACUGCAAGUAUAGCUUCUGUUGUAAGUAUAAUAAAAUCACAAAAUUUGA
Molecule: messenger RNA, 3633 nt
Organism: Pieris napi
Lineage: Eukaryota; Metazoa; Arthropoda; Insecta; Lepidoptera; Pieridae
Product: rho GTPase-activating protein 44-like
Exons: 6
Coding region: 298-2904 (868 amino acids)
Biological process (GO): regulation of actin cytoskeleton organization; signal transduction; positive regulation of GTPase activity
Cellular component (GO): intracellular anatomical structure; cytoplasm
Molecular function (GO): protein binding; GTPase activator activity
Source: RefSeq, a predicted model, not a curated record